Messenger RNA from Diaporthe amygdali, 1077 nucleotides. RefSeq lists its product as uncharacterized. Lineage: Eukaryota; Fungi; Ascomycota; Sordariomycetes; Diaporthales; Diaporthaceae. The record is from RefSeq and is a predicted model, not a curated record. Bases 1 to 1077 code for a protein of 358 amino acids. The transcript has a single exon.
AUGGACAUCGACAGCACCUCCGUCUCAACCGCAGAGUGGAGGUGCAUUAAAUGCCGCAACAUCCCCUGGCACUACGAUGACUGGUUGAAGAGGGAACCCAGCUUCGAAAUACAACAUCACGACUCGUUUGCGGCCGUUGAGCAGGCUGCGGCUCUGGGUUGCUAUCUUUGCCGCUACCUCAGAGCUUGCAUCAUUCAUACGGCAAAGGAGGAUGUCCCAAAGGGUGUCCCAUGCCAUUUCCGCCUCGAAUUCAAUGACGAUAAGUUUCUGUCCCCAUGGUACUGCAUUGGUAAGAGACAUCAGGCCUGGAUCGUUUUGAAGAGGGCAGAUGGCCUCAAAAUUCCGGCUGAGCCACUGAAUAAGAUCAAACGUACUACCAGCACCAGUACCCUAGGCUCAGGCUAUGGACUAACAUCGGAAUCAGGCCUAGCCCACGAAACUGUAGAAGCUGACCUCGCAAGCCUCAUCGGCGAGCGAAUCAUCCCCUGGAUAGACGACUGCCUCCACCAACGCGGACGUCAUCAAGACUGCGCAGGUGGUACUUUUCGGGGUGAAGCGGACUUCUUCCUACCAACACGUUUGAUCGAUGUGGGAGACGGCAGCCAGAUCCCUGCCCGGCUCGUAGAGACGCAAGAUCUGCUCUUGACGAGACCGAAACCGGAAUACCUGGCUUUGAGCUACUGCUGGGGCCAGAGCAACGAGCCGGCAAAGACGACGCGAGCGACUCUCCAACAACGAAAGCAACGCCUCGAAACAUGGUAUCUUCCAAAGACGAUUCAAGAUGCCAUAGACCUCACCCGUCGCAUGGGCGUCAGAUAUCUAUGGGUCGACGCCAUAUGCAUCAUCCAAGCCGAUGCUGAGGAUCCCUACUUCGAAGAUUGGGAAAAGGAGGCCUUCAAGAUGGCCUCCUACUACGCCCACGCGCGGUGUCUCAUAUCCGCCCUUGGAGCCUCGGAUAGCAGCCAGGGCAUCUUCACAGAACGCCUCGCUCAGAAAUAUCCCCAGAGAAAUAUCCCCAGAGAAACAGCCCAGUUGCUUUCGACGAUGCCCGCAACCAGGUUCUCUACGUCCCGGUAG